GUCGUAGUCUCGAAACUGGCAUGCCCCUUGUGCAGUUUGGGCGGCCUAAGGUCUGGAGAAAACUCUACUGGAUGGCUUAGUGCUGCCGGAGCCUGAGAGAGCGGUGCCGCCCUACAACCUUCGCCCCUGGCCCGGUGGCCGGCUCCGCCUCUUCUCGAAUUUUUCCCACAGCCCAAAAUGGCGGCAGAGGUAGAUUUUGGCGACCUAGAGCUAUUCGAGGCGUUUGACCACCCAGAGGAGUCGAUCCUGAAGCCCAUUCACACCCGCUUCAAAGACCACGGCGGCGGCGAGGAGGACGAGAAUGGGGUUGCCGAUGCGGAACUGCGGGAGCGGCUCCGGCAGUGCGAGGAAACCAUCGAGCAGCUCCGCGCCGAGAAUCAGGAACUAAAAAGAAAAUUGAACAUUCUGAUUCGACCAAGUGGAAUAUUGAUGAACAAUACUAAGUUAGAUGGACCUUUACUACAGAUUCUAUUUAUGAACAAUGUUAUUUCAAAGCAAUAUCAUCAAGAAAUAGAGGAAUUUGUAUCAAAUUUAGUGAAAAGAUUUGAGGAACAGCAGAAAAAUGAUGUGGAAAGGACUUCCUUUAAUCUUUUGCCCCAGCCAUCCAGUGUUGUGCUAGAAGAAGACCAUAACGCAGAAGAAUCCUGUGCCAUUCAAAACAACAAAGAAGCUUUUAGUGUUGUAGGAAGUGUCCUGUAUUUUACUAAUUUUUGCCUUGAUAAAUUGGGGCAACCGCUACUAAAUGAAAACCCUCAGCUUACCGAAGGAUGGGAAAUACCCAAGUACCAGCAAGUCUUCAGCCACAUUGUUUCUCUAGAAGGGCAAGAAAUACAAGUAAAGGCAAAAAGGCCAAAGCCUCACUGUUUCAAUUGUGGUUCUGAAGAACAUCAAAUGAAAGAUUGCCCAAUGCCUCGGAAUGCUGCUAGGAUAAGUGAAAAGAGAAAGGAAUAUAUGGAUGCUUGUGGUGAGACAAGUAAUCAGAAUUUCCAGCAGCGAUACCAUGCAGAAGAAGUAGAAGAAAGAUUUGGACGAUUCAAGCCAGGCGUUAUUAGUGAGGAACUUCAGGAUGCACUGGGUGUGACGGACAAAAGCCUUCCACCUUUUAUAUAUCGGAUGCGCCAGCUUGGAUACCCACCAGGGUGGCUCAAAGAAGCCGAAUUGGAGAAUUCAGGGCUGGCACUCUAUGAUGGAAAAGAUGGUGCUCCUGGGGAAACAGAAGCUGGAGUACAACAGAAUAAAAGCAUCACUUAUGAUCUCUCAAAAUUGGUAAACUAUCCAGGUUUUAAUACAUCUACUCCCAGAGGAAUUCCAGAUGAGUGGAGGAUGUUUGGUUCCAUACCAAUGCAGGCAUGUCAGCAGAAGGACGUGUUUGCCAAUUACCUAACAUCUAACUUCCAAGCGCCGAGUAUGAGGUCUGGCAGCAAGCGGUCUUCGUUUCAGUCUAGUCCUGGCAGUCCCAAGAAGCACAAGAGGGAAGGCAGCUCGGCAGCCUCACCUGCUGACAUGGAGCUCGACUCAGACGCAGAGGUACCGCAUAGUUCCCCGAGCAGCAAAGGUUUUCGGUUCCAGCCACCACUGCCCCCUGGCACACCUCCCCCACUACCGCGGGGAACUCCUCCGCCCAUCUUCACUCCUCCGCUCCCCAAGGGCACCCCGCCACUGACACCCAGUGACUCACCCCAGACCAGAACAGCCUCUGCCGCUGUGGACGAGGAUGCACUGACUCUGGAGGAACUCGAAGAGCAGCAGAGGCGGAUAUGGGCAGCCCUCGAGCAGGCCGAGAGUGGAAACAGUGAUUCUGAUGUUCCUGUCGACACACCUCUAACUGGGAAUUCAGUUGCCUCUUCACCGUGUCCAAACGAGCUAGACCUCCCUUUCCCAGAGGGAAAAACAUCUGAAAAGCAGAUGCCAGAUGAGCCUGAGGUACCAGAUACUUGUGCAGAGAAAAUGGAGGUUGAACAUGAGUCCUUGAGUCCAGAUUCUGAGCCUACAUUGCUUUGUCAGAAGGAAAAGGAAGAAUCUGCUCAGGAAGAUCCUAAAGGUGCUUUUCUUGAUAAUGGCAGUGUUGUGUCAAAUUGUGACAUUAGGAAUGGGGGCAGCCAGAAGCUCCAUGUAGACACCAGUCCUUCAACAACCACUAAAACUCAUAGUCCUAUACCAGACAUGAGCAAGUUUGCAACUGGAAUAACGCCAUUCGAAUUUGAGAAUAUGGCAGAGUCUACUGGAAUGUACCUCAGGAUAAGAAACUUGUUAAAGAACUCACCCCGAAACCAGCAGAAAAACAAAAAGACUCCUACAUAACUGUCUGACCUAGCACCAAGAGCUAUUUAAUUAUCUGUAAUGUCAUUUUCUGUUAAUUAGUAUUAAAUGGACAGAAAAUUGUUUUCCUAUUUGUCCUUGCAUUGUUUAAAAAUCUGUCCAAGGCUUAAUUGCCUAAAUUCAGGCCUAUUUUAAAGAAUGGAAAGACUGGGCUUGCUGGCUUAUUAUAUUUUAUUCUCACUGAUAAAAUCUUGGGGGAAAAUGUGUAAGUAUGAGCUGGUUUAGAGCUCGUUUGUUAAGGUUUAUACUACUUUUGGAUUGUGAGUGUCCAUCAAGAGUGAUAGUUUUUAUGUCUUUUGUACAUUGUUUUCCCUUUCUACGUUUUGCUAAUUAUCCUGUAUAUAAGUUUAAUAUAUCACUUUUUAAAAGAAAAAAUUCUAGCCAUUUUAAAUUCGUAUUUCAACUCCGACAACCAAAUGAGAAAAAUCAGGGAGCAGCAGCUGUAUCCCACUUGGGGUAUUUUUGUAAGUGAUUUACAUGCAUUGAUUUUAAUAACACUUUUACUUUUUUGUAACUUCAUUCUUCGUAUAAGUUUGCUAUACAGGUUUGUCCAUCUUUGUGUACAAAGGUUUAAUAAAUUAGUUUUCAUAUACAUAA
Manis pentadactyla (Chinese pangolin) is the source of this 2916-nucleotide messenger RNA. RefSeq names its product zinc finger CCHC-type containing 8 (gene ZCCHC8). NCBI's taxonomy places the organism in Eukaryota, Metazoa, Chordata, Mammalia, Pholidota, Manidae. The record is from RefSeq and is a predicted model, not a curated record. The transcript has 14 exons. Bases 178 to 2301 code for a protein of 707 amino acids. Gene Ontology annotation, molecular function: zinc ion binding; RNA binding. Gene Ontology annotation, cellular component: catalytic step 2 spliceosome.